AUGUCCACACAGCCGGUCCAAUAUUUGGACCCAGAGACCGAGGAUGUAUGCAAAAGAUGUGGUGAGAAAAAAGCUGUUUUGAUUUCUAGAAGAGAUCUUUUCUGCGCAGGCUGCUUCGUCUGGUUCAUGCGUGGUAAGCAGCGGAAGCUGAUGCUCAACGAGAGAUACAAGGUGAAGUACGGGGCUGUUGCAGAAAGGCUAGGUACUCAAAAAGUGCUUCUUCCGGUUUCUUUUGGUGCCUCUUCGUUGGUGCUUUUAGAUAUGGUCGCCUCGCUUCUUCAGGAACAGAACCUAGGACAUAAUGGAAAACAGGGUUUUGAUUUGGUCGUGUUGCACAUUCUCGAGAAGAAGGGACCAAGCAGAGAAGAGGCUGAGCAGAGUCUAAAGAGGAUUUCUGAGAGUUUCAAGCCUGUGCAUAUUGAAGUCGUCGUCGUGGAUCCCAAUACUUUUCUUCUAGACAAAACCUCGCUUCAGCGGAUUCAAGUCAGUGCAGAGUUCCAAGUCAUACACCACAUCCAAGAACUUGAUCAAAGCACUACUGUCCAGCUGCUUUUAGAUGCUUGUGCGUCAAACUCUCUGCGAGACGACCUUUUGCAGCUAGUAUAUCACGACCUAAUAAGGCAGACUUCUGUAUCCCAGGGCUGUCAAACCAUCAUUUUGGGCCACAGUAUGACCAGGCUUGCCAGUGAAGUGCUAUCGUUUGCUGUCAAGGGCCGUGGGUCAGAAAUUCACCAUGCCAUAGCCGAUCGGUCGAUUUCUCACGGCGUCAACGAGAUUCAUAUCUUGUUUCCACUUCGUGACAUUCUUUUUGCCGAAGUCAAGGCUAUCCUAGACUUGACUGAGGGUCUAGAGAAGUUUUUGGUGCAAAACACCACUACUGCGUCUUUGGUCAAAAACAUGACAGUCCAGGCACUUUCAACAAAGUACUUCGAGGACCUUGGGCUCAACGGAUAUGCAUCCACAGCCUCAACUGUGGUCAAGACAGCAGAGAAGCUCGGUGCGCCUAAAAGAGAGAUAACCGGCCAGUGUCGUAUUUGUCUGGCAGACAUAUACACCAACCCAAAGCAAUGGCUUCGGUCUAUCACAGUUAAGGCUGCUGCUCCUCUUGAAACCGAUCUUGAGAGAGAGUUGGCUGAAGAAUACGCUAAUGUCAUUGGGUGUUCCGACUUGGAAGGCGAAAAGCUAGAAGUAUGUUAUGGUUGCACGGUAACGUUACUAGGAGCAGGUGACAAGUUUGCAUGGCCAACAAGGGCUACGAAGGAUGAGAUUUUGGACGAGUUCGUCUUGACUGACGAGGAGUAG
This is a messenger RNA of Candidozyma duobushaemuli, 1302 nucleotides long. RefSeq names its product Ncs2p (gene NCS2). The record is from RefSeq and is a predicted model, not a curated record. Gene Ontology annotation, molecular function: sulfurtransferase activity; tRNA binding. Bases 1 to 1302 code for a protein of 433 amino acids. Gene Ontology annotation, biological process: tRNA wobble position uridine thiolation. The transcript has a single exon. Lineage: Eukaryota; Fungi; Ascomycota; Pichiomycetes; Serinales; Metschnikowiaceae. Gene Ontology annotation, cellular component: cytosol.